GGGGGAGACUGAACACUUGACCUGGCCACUGUGGUGCACCCUCCCUCACGGCCACGGCAGUUGCUAGCUCGAAUCUCCUAGUCUCCUACACCGAGCUGCUCUUCCUCGCGAACUGUACGGACCAGCUACCGGUGUCUAUGAUGCAAACCAACGCGCAUGAUGUUGGCAUCCUCUUCGAAUUCCGAUGGGAUUCCUUCUUCCAUGCUAUGCAAACCGGCGGGCCUAUCACGGUCAGCUCCAAUGACUCCGCAUUAAGCAGAGUAUAGGAGACUUUGACAAGGCUGCCAGUACUAGCUAGAAAAAUGCCGUCAGCCAAUCGUGCAUCCGGCCGGUAGGCAGACAUAUCUAAAUUGAUCGGGAUAAAAUCAGCACUAAUAGAGUUCCGUAAAAAUCCUUGGGUCGUCAUAUACUUUCAUAGCUGUUCCCAACACAUUCAUGCUGAAAUUAUAAAGUUAAAAGUCUAUCUAUUAUAAUUUUACAAACAGAAGACAUACAGUUGAUACCUAUAUUACGUUGACUACGUCGAAAAAGUUUCCUAGUCUCCGUUUAGCAUUUAGCGGUUUCCUAGUCUGCCGUCGCUUGCCCCGUCCAUCGGGCACCCCGGGAAUUCCCGUGCGCGGAUGCUGAUGGCUUGCCCCCGAAUAUCCAGUCAAAGGUUUCGGUCACUACAUAGGAGUCACUCGUCCUCCCCCAUACAUCAUCCUUCCUUGGAUCGGAUAAUUCUCCUAUGUCUGUCUCCACACAACACAUCACCGAUUCAGCCCUUUGUUCGAGGCUACUGCAAUCGUCGAAAUCUUCUGUUGCUCCCAUGUCUCCGAGCUUUUUGCUCUUCUUCGACUCCUCGGUCUGGGCGGCCUGGAUGUGGUGGUUACCGCUUAUGCUUGCCAUGGCAGCAGGAGCUCAAGGAGGAGAUCCCUGCUCGCCCAAGCUAUGCGGCAACGUGAGCAUCACCUUCCCGUUCGGGAUCGUCCCGGAGCAGGCGACGGAGACCAACUGCGCUGGGAUUGGGUUCCAGGUUCGGUGCCGUAACAACACCCCGUACCUCGGAUACACUCAGCGCGUUGAACACUGGUUCCAGAUCCUCAACAUCUUCUACGACAACGCCUCCUUGCUCGUCGCCGAUAUCCACAAGCUUCAAGACUUCAGCAACUCCAGUUCCUGUCACGUCCCGUCGUACAACAGCUCCACCAAGCUCGGUAUUCCAUUCUCGAUCAGCCCUGUCAAUCAGGACCUCGUCUUCUACAACUGCACCAAGGCGCCGGCGCCGGCGGCCCGCAUGAGGCUCGUGAAGACGAGGUGCCACAACAAUACGUUUGUUAGCGUCGGAGGGCGUUACGACGACGAUUCGGGUAGCUACUUUUUGGAGGGCUGCAAUGCCACCGUCGUGCCGGUGCUUGGAGGCUCUGGCAAGGCGAACGCGAGCAACUACGAGAAACUCAUCAGCGACGGCUUCCUCUUGACAUGGCCGCCGCCGCCGCCGUCGACGUUGGCGCCAUCAGAAGGUAGCAAAAGGACUGGCAGGAAGAUAAUACUAAUAGUUUCGAUGUCACUAGCUACAAGCUUGCUCCUACCAUGUAUUUAUGUGAUGAUAUGGCGUAGAAAGGGGCAAAAACUACGUUUUCUCCUAUGCAAAAAGACUAGCAGCAGCACUGAAAGGAAUAUUGAGGCCCUAAUAGUAUCGCAUGGAUCACUAGCUCCAAAAAGAUACAAGUACUCAGAGGUAGCAAAUAUAACUUCUUCUCUCAAUAAUAAGCUUGGAGAAGGUGGUUAUGGAAAGGUUUUCAAAGGAACACUAUAUGAUGGUCGUCUGGUUGCUGUGAAAUUCUUGCAUGAGUGCAAGGGAAAUGGGGAGGAGUUCGUGAACGAGGUUAUGAGCAUUGGCAGGACAUCUCAUGUUAAUAUUGUUAGCUUAUUUGGGUUCUGUUUGGAGGGCUCAAAACGAGCCCUUAUAUAUGAGUACAUGUCUAAUGGUUCUUUGGAUAAGUACAUCUAUUCUGAGAAUCCUAAAGCAGUUUUAGGAUGGGAUAAGCUCUAUACAAUAGCAAUUGGGAUUGCUCGAGGGUUAGAAUACUUGCACCAUAGUUGCAAUACACGCAUCAUCCACUUCGAUAUCAAGCCUCAAAAUAUCCUUCUAGAUCAGGAGUUUUGCCCAAAGAUUGCUGAUUUUGGUUUGGCCAAAUUGUGUCGUACAAAGGAGAGCAAGGUUUCAAUGGCUGAUGCUAGAGGAACAGUUGGAUUCAUCGCUCCUGAAGUGCACUCUCGAAUCUUCGGAGUUGUUUCAACAAAAUCAGACAUUUAUAGUUAUGGAAUGAUGUUGUUAGAGAUUGUUGGAGGCAGGAAAAAUGUGAAAUCAGCGGUUCAAAGGUCAAGUGAAAAAUAUUUUCCAGGUUGGAUUUAUGACCACUUUGGUCAGGAUUAUGGAUUACAAGCUUGCGAAGUCACAAGUGAAGUUGAAGAAAUUGCCAAAAAGAUGAGUUUGAUUGGCUUGUGGUGCGUACAAAUAUUACCAACACAUCGUCCUACGGUAACCAAGGUUUUAGAAAUGUUCGAGAGAGGUUUAGAAGAAUUGGACAUGCCACCGAAGCAAAACUUAAGUCAAAUAUUCGAAGAUUCAGCUUACAGUUUGAAUGCAGAAAGCACAAGUACCAGCAGUGCUUCGAAAACACAAGCUUUUAGUGAAGUGCUAAAGAUCAAGGAGUUAAGCGUUGUGAAUUCAAAAAUCCUACGACGGUUACCAACUCUGUGAAAAGGUCACGUACACUAGGUAAGGGGUUGAAAUCUUAAAAGAAAAGGCUGAUGGCCUGCUAUAAUAUGUUGCAUUAUUGUCACUGUUCCUUCACUCGCGGGUUUCGGUCAUCCAUCCAUAGCCCAAAAAUUCCCAAAAUCUGAAGUUAUUGCCAGACUAUUUCCAAAAGAAAAGGCUACUAGCCUACUAACAUAUCUUGCAUUGGAAGUAAAACAUAUUACGGUCCCAAGAGGGGUCCAAGUAUUGUUUAUAGUCGUCCAUCACCCAAAAUUUCCGAAUGGUGGACACAUAUGUACUGUACUGGUGUAAAGUAUUGGACGAAACCUUACAAUUGGAAUGAUGCACCUUGGAACAGGAGAGCGCAGCAAGUUUAGAUACCGGAGUGAUGGCAUGUUGAAAAAUAUGAGGAUGUGUAAAAUGGGGCGGAAAGAGGUAUAAAUUUUGCUAGAAUUUUUUAGUUUGGUUUCAGAUUCGGUGCAUUUUUGAAGUCUUAUCAGCCCAUGUAUGAGUGUUGUUGGUAUGUAAAGGGGUGAAAUGUCCGAAAUACCCCUUCAUAUACAUGAUUGUAACAUAAUAUCUUAGAAGCAAACUGAUAAUUUUCUCUGCCACUUCUCUCUAUAAAUAAGCCCUCGAAAGGCAGGAGAGGGGGCCCCAGAGGUUUUCCCCAUUA
Messenger RNA from Phragmites australis (common reed), 3416 nucleotides. RefSeq names its product LEAF RUST 10 DISEASE-RESISTANCE LOCUS RECEPTOR-LIKE PROTEIN KINASE-like 2.5. Gene Ontology annotation, molecular function: polysaccharide binding; protein kinase activity; ATP binding. The transcript is spliced from 6 exons. The record is from RefSeq and is a predicted model, not a curated record. Bases 728 to 2746 code for a protein of 672 amino acids. NCBI's taxonomy places the organism in Eukaryota, Viridiplantae, Streptophyta, Magnoliopsida, Poales, Poaceae. Gene Ontology annotation, biological process: protein phosphorylation.